UUUUGCCUCGGCUUGGUUUCAAAUGGUGAGUCGGGCCCGCUCGGGUUUGGUCCACAACCGCCCCUUUCUUUCUCCCCACCAACUCCCAGUCUUCUCCCGUUCCAUCUCCACGCCGCCGCUCGCUGCUCCUCUGACUCUUCCUCCUCCACCGAUUCCCUUUCUUCCAUCAUUCGAAACCCUAAUCCCUCGCCGAUUCCCUCUCCCGUCCCACGUAUCGCGUCUUUUCUCCCCUCACGCACCCGACUCCAUUUCCGUUUGCCCGGGCGAUCUGCUCCAGGUUGGUGAUCGCCCCGUAAGAUUGUAGGAUACUAACCACGAUCCAGACCUUUGCUCCUGGUUUUGAUCUAAAACUUUGCAAUGGCAAGUCCUGAAGUAAAUACUGUUAGAGAAUGUCGAGAUGAAGCUGUGCCUUCAUUCUCCGGCGUGACUGAUUUUAAUCAGGGGGAGGAGGCAUCACCUGACCUGUUAAAGAACACGCCAUCCAACAUUGCCAGAUUGGAGGAUGCAAUUGAACAAUGUAAGGGUCAUCAGAAGUAUCUUGCACACACAAGGAGCCCAUCUGAUGGGGAAGACAUUCGUUGGUACUUCUGCAAAGUGCCUCUUGCAGAAAAGGAGCUGGCAUCUUCAGUUCCUUGUACAGAGAUAGUUGGCAAAAGUGAUUAUUUUCGAUUCAGCAUGAGAGACUCUCUUGCACUGGAGGCUUCUUUCUUACAGAGGGAGGAAGAGUUACUUGCAUAUUGGUGGAAAGAAUAUGCGGAGUGCAGUGAGGGUCCACGUGGACUACAUGUGACUUGUGAUGAACUGUACAUAGUGGAGGAAGAGAGAGUUGGUGUCCCUGUAAAAGGUGGUCUUUAUGAGGUAGAUUUAAUUAAGCGACAUUGUUUCCCUGUGUAUUGGAGUGGUGAGAACAGGCGUGUGUUAAGAGGUCACUGGUUUGCUCGUAAAGGUGGAAUUGAUUGGCUUCCCCUCCGUGAAGAUGUUGCAGAACAACUGGAGUUAGCGUACCGUUGUCGAGUCUGGCAUCGACGUACAUUUCAACCUUCAGGUCAAUUUGCUGCUCGUAUUGAUUUGCAAGGCACAACUGUGGGACUACAUGCCCUUUUCACAGGAGAGGAUGAUACUUGGGAAGCGUGGUUAGCCUUUGGCAGCUCUGGUUUUCCUUUUGGAAGUGGAAAUGUGGUUAAACUAAGACGUGGUUUCUCCCCUUCUGGAUCUGUGAAGCCAACUCAGGAUGAGCUUCGCCAGCAGAAAGAGGAGGAAAUGGAUGAUUAUUGUUCUCAGGUGCCAGUUGGUCAUCUCGUUUUUAUGGUUCAUGGUAUUGGGCAAAGGUUAGAGAAAGCCAAUUUGGUUGAUGAUGUUGGUGAUUUUCGUCGUAUAGCAGCAAGUCUAGCUGAGAGGCACUUAACACCAUACCAAAGAAGCACCCAGAGGGUUCUUUUUAUUCCUUGCCAGUGGAGAAAGGGUUUGAAGCUCAGUGGUGAACAUGCUGUUGAUAAAAUUACCUUGGAUGGUGUACGAGGUCUACGAGUAACAUUGAGUGCAACAGUUCAUGAUGUUCUGUACUACAUGAGUCCAAUUUAUUGUCAGGACAUUAUCGAUUCAGUGUCCAACCAAUUAAACAGAUUAUAUGCAAAGUUUCUCAAGCGAAACCCUGGCUAUGAUGGGAAGGUUUCUAUAUAUGGUCACUCAUUAGGAAGUGUACUAUCCUAUGAUAUACUUUGCCAUCAAGAUUGUUUCUCUGCACCCUUUUCCAUGGAUACAGUGUCCCUGGAAGGUGUUGGAAUAAAUAUUCAGGAGUCUGAAGUUGAUCCUUCGUAUUGGCUAACUGAAUCUAGUAUCCCCAUGAAUUCUGAGCAUAACAGAAAUAAAAUAACAGCUUCGAAGCCACUGGCAUGUGGAACAGUAAAAAACAGUUCCAAGUCACGGAUAUAUCCCAAUGUUAAUGAAGGUGAAGCAGGAGCCUUCUCUCGCAAUGGAGAUGACUUUCUAAGAAAUGAUCUGCAAGAGGUGUUCCCAGAUAAUGGUGGCAUGCUAUAUCCUAAUGAGAAAUAUGAUAAUCUGGACCAUCUGUGUUUCAAUGAUAAGUGUAUCGAUACAUCAUUCCUUAAACAAGCUGGUGAAGAAGUAAAUUGUCCUUCAGAAACUUUUUGUGCUGAAGCAAAUAAUUCUACUGGAAAUCUGUGCAAAAGUGUAGAUUCUGAAGGUGGUAUCGUUAAGGAUUUCAGGAUUCUUUCUGAAAAUACAGUUGAUAAAGACAAAUUAAUCUCCAUGUUGGAGGAAGAGGUGGAGUCCCUCAAAUUGAAAAUUGCAGAACUGGAAAAAGCUCAUCUACCAAAAACUUACUUUAAGCAUUACAGUGAGAAUGAUGGAACCAGUGGAACUUAUCAUGGCAAAGACAAAGUGGCUGAAUCAAUCAAUCAGUCUUCUGAAAAUUCUUCUCCUGGGAAGGAUGACAAAAGAAAGAGUUACACACCUUACGUCAAGUACACUAAGCUUAAUUUUAUGGUUGAUACAUUCUUUGCUGUUGGAUCACCUCUUGGUGUCUUUCUUGCCCUGCGAAAUGUCCGGAUAGGAGUAGGCAGGGGGCAAGGUUAUUGGCAAGAUGAAAAAAUAACAGAAGAGAUUCCUUCAUGUAGACAAAUGUUUAACAUUUUUCAUCCUUUUGAUCCUGUAGCAUAUAGAGUAGAACCGCUUAUUUGCAAAGAGUUCAUUGACAAGCGACCUAUUAUUAUUCCCUACCAUAGGGGUGGGAAAAGGUUGCAUAUUGGAUUUCAGGAAUUCACUGAAGAAAUAGCUGUGCAUUCUCAAGUCAUGGUGAAUCAGAUAAACUCUUUGAGGGUUAAAGUCAUCAGUGUGUUUCAAUUACAGAACAAGGAUGAGAAUGGAGAUACUGCACAUGGAACUCGAGAAAAAGAAAGAUCAUAUGGUUCCAUCAUGAUGGAAAGGUUGACUGGUGACAAAGAUGGUCGUGUUGAUUAUGUUCUCCAAGAUAAAACAUUUCGGCAUGCAUACAUAUCAGCUAUAAAGUCACACACUAAUUAUUGGCGUGAUAAGGAUACUGCACUUUUCAUUUUGAACCAUUUGUAUCGGGAUAUACCUGAAGAGGCACCAACAACUGAACAGACAAAUACUAGACAUGGUCCAGAAAGCCAAAGACCUACAAGACUUUUCUAUGAGAAGGAUAUUAUGGAUGAAGACACCCCAUUGACAUUCUCUGACAGUUAUUCUAUUAGGGAAUUCUCGAGGAAAGCAAAGAAGGUUAUAAAUGCAAGUUAAUGCUUUGCCUUUUAGCCAUUGACACAACAAGUGAUGAAAGGUUAGUUUUGUAUUUUUUAU
This is a messenger RNA of Musa acuminata subsp. malaccensis (wild Malaysian banana), 3336 nucleotides long. RefSeq names its product phospholipase SGR2. Gene Ontology annotation, cellular component: cytoplasm. NCBI's taxonomy places the organism in Eukaryota, Viridiplantae, Streptophyta, Magnoliopsida, Zingiberales, Musaceae. Gene Ontology annotation, molecular function: glycerophospholipase activity; metal ion binding. The record is from RefSeq and is a predicted model, not a curated record.